GCUCAGAGAGAGAGAGAGAGCAUAUCAGCACGUCCAGCAAUCCACGCGUCCCCUCGAGAAUCGCCACAAACCUCACUCACGAGAUUCUGGUCUCCGCUGCCUCGAUUCACCACCAGAAUCGCCCCCAGCUCAACUCGCUCUACCUGACUCACUGAGGCUCCUUUUCCUCACCUCAACUCAACUCAACUCGCUCCCCCAACUCACUCACCUCUCUAUCUCUCUGUGAGUUCAAUCAAUCUUCGAUUCCAUGGGAGCCAACAUUCGUCGUCGCCAGCUCUAGAAACCUCGAGAACUUUCCGUCUUGUUGACUUUCGGAUCAGAUGGCCCCCCGCCUCCGUUGCAUUCUCUUCCUCGCCGCACUCUCCGCCGCUCUGCUUCCGCCGCUCCUCGCCAGCUCCGGCGACGCCGAUCCGAUUUACCGGUCUUGCGUGGAGCAGUGUCAAAAAUCUGGAUGUGUAGGGGAGAAAUGCUUUCAGCACUGUAAAUUUUCAUCUGAUGGGAAACCUAUUGAUGGCCCUUGGUAUAUCGAAGAACCUCUCUAUUUGCGCUGGAAGCAAUGGGACUGCCAAACUGACUGUAGGUACCACUGCAUGCUUGCGAGGGAGGAGGAAAGGGGGAGACUUGGUGACAAGCCUGUAAAGUAUCAUGGAAAAUGGCCAUUUUGGCGUGUUUAUGGCAUUCAGGAACCUGUUUCCGUUGCUCUCUCUGCUCUCAAUCUUGCCAUGCAAUUUCAAGGUUGGAUUUCAUUCUUUAUCCUCGUAUACUACAAGUUGCCUCUGAGGCCAACUAGGAAGACUUACUAUGCAUAUACUGGCGUGUGGCAUAUCUGGGGGAUCUUAUCAAUGAAUGCUUGGUUUUGGAGCGGUGUAUUUCACAGCCGGGAUGUGGAGUUGACAGAGAAACUAGAUAUUUCUUCUGCUGUCGCAUUACUUGGUUUUUCCCUCAUUGUAGCAAUACUGAGAGCUUUCAAUGUCAGAGAUGAGGCCGCCAGGGUCAUGGUCUGUGCUCCACUGAUUGCAUUUGUGACCACACACAUACUGUACCUGAACUUCUAUAAACUUGAUUGCGGUUUGAAUAUGAAGGUUUGCACGGCCAUGGGCGUUGCUCAGCUUCUUAUAUGGGCAGUUUGGGCUGGUACUACCCGUCAUCCAUCACGCUGGAAGUUGUGGGUGGUUGUUGUGGGAGGAGGCUUUACCAUGCUCUUGGAGAUAUACGACUUCCCACCUUACCGAGGAUUUAUAGAUGCUCAUGCAAUUGCAAACGGUAUCACCAUCCCUCUCACAUACCUUUGGUGGAGUUUUGUCAAGGAUGACGCUGAGUUUAUGACAGCAGCUCUCCUUAAGAAAGCAAAGUAGUAGUCCUGAAUAUGAAGUGGUGCUCAGAUGGUGGAUGGUAUCAAGAUACACGACAUGUUCACCCCCGUUAAUUCAUCAAUUAAUAUUCUCACUCUCUCUCUUUUUUCAUGUGUAUGCAUUUAUCUGAAAUGCUUACCAUGGUGGUUCACGUGGUUUUUUGCAUUUCAUUGGUAGAUGUCCAAUUGGUAGAUGUCCAUUUGUUUCCACCGAAAGAAUCCAAGUUUCCAGGUCAUUGUGUUUGUGGUUUUUUCCUGGAAAAUCUCUCAAUUUGUAGAUGUGAGGCUCAGUAACUGAGUUUCUAUAUUGUACUGUAAAUCUUUGUGGAUACAAUUUAGCAUGUUGUGUUAUUUGACUUA
This is a messenger RNA of Rosa rugosa (rugosa rose), 1711 nucleotides long. RefSeq lists its product as uncharacterized. Lineage: Eukaryota; Viridiplantae; Streptophyta; Magnoliopsida; Rosales; Rosaceae. Gene Ontology annotation, molecular function: hydrolase activity, acting on ester bonds. The record is from RefSeq and is a predicted model, not a curated record. Gene Ontology annotation, biological process: GPI anchor biosynthetic process. The transcript is spliced from 5 exons. Gene Ontology annotation, cellular component: endoplasmic reticulum membrane. Bases 321 to 1355 code for a protein of 344 amino acids.